AUGCAAGCCCCCUGGCUGCAGACCCUCGACAAGCCCUGUCGCCUCCUGCUUCACGCACUCGUCUCCAGCUCCCUUGGGACCCUGGCUGCCCUCCGAUUGCUGCAGCGGGUCCAGGCUGGCAAGGAACCUGGACAGGCAUUUCCCUGGCAGACCUUCACCAAGGCCCUGUGUGCCAAGGAGCCCACACUGGAGGGAUUGGAGGGGACCUUGGCUGUCAAACCACGGCUGCUGCUGCUCCCUGUCCUGUGCCAGAGGAACCUCUUCUCCCUUCUCCUUGUGGUUCAAGCUAUGGUGCCAGCAGUAUGCCUCAGCCAACUGCUCCAGGCUGUGGAGCAGGAUUCCCAUCUGGAUCCCUGGGUGCGAGUGCUGAGGGAUCUGCUCUGGCAGGGACCAAGGGGAGGGGAGCACUCCCCACCUCCUGGUCCCUUGUCUUCCACAUGCCAGCAGCAGCUGAAGUGCCUGUGCCAAAAAAUCGCCCAGAACAAAUCAGAGGGGCAAAGAAAACUGAACUGGUGCUUCAGCAGGGAGACCAGUGCUGCUGGGAAGGGGCCUAGCUCUGUGCCUCAAGGUGGGAAGCGCAAGAAAGUGUUGGAGGAGAGCCUGGAGUUGGAUGAGAGAGAGGAGAAGAGGUCACUGGUGCAGGAGGCAGCCUUUGAACCCCCAGGAACCCAGGAGGGUGGAGAUGUGGUAGGGGUGGAAGAAGGGAUUCCUGAGGAGAUUUCAGGGGACGGAUCUGCUCAGAAUCUGGAUGAGUCUGCUCCAGAAAGCUCCCAACAGGAAGUGGCCAGGGAGCCCAAGAAGACUUCCCAGGCAGAGCUGGCAGUGGAAGUCCAGUCCUUUCUCCAGACGCAUGGACAGAGGCUGAAAAUGCUGCUGCAGAGAGAGUCCAAUCACUUGGAGCUGAGCAUCCCCCCUGAGCUGCACACCUUGACCAGCUGCUCUCCUGGCCAGCUCGAGGGGCUGUGCGCCGUCCUCCAGCUCUCCACGUGCCCAGAGCACCUCCUGGUGCAGUUCUGCAGCUGGCUGCUGGCUCUCAGUCCUGACCUCAGCUACACCAAUGCAGCCAUCCUGGCAGAGCAGCUCUUCCUCAAGCGAGUCCUGUCCCUCAGCCAGCCACCCUCUCGCCACCUCAUGGCUGCCCUUGCUUCGUUUUGCUCCAAGUAUUCCCAGCCCUUCUGCAGGGUCCUGAUGGCUGCAGUCCUGCGGAAGCCAGGGCAAGGCAUUGAGCAGAUCAAGGUGGUAUGUGAACUUGUGGAGGAGUACCUGGAGCAAGACUGUGUGCAGCUGGUGCUAAGCCAAGUCCUGGAGGUGCCUUUGUCAGAGAAACUCCUGCCAGUCGUGCAGGCUGUGCUGGGGCGGCAGGAGGUGCUGCCACCCAAGCUCUUCGAUCUCCUGGUGCUGACUCUGUGCCGCCAAGCCCCAGCCUUUGCCACAUCGCUGAAUUACACCAAACUGGUGACAGCUGUGCUCUCCGUGUACCAAAGUCACCCCAGCCCACCGGAGCAGUCUGACUGCUGCUCUGGACUGGAGCAAUGCAGUGCUCAAGAAAUCACUGCAGGCUGUGCUGGAAGGAGCCAGGUGAGGGAACCACAAUGUGAUGGUGUUCUUGGGCAGAGAAUGCUCAUUACGUGGUGAUGGCUGCAACCCAGUCCUUAGCUGGGGACAUCACAAGCAUGAUGGAGACUCCUGAGCAUGGGCAGUGGCACACGGAGUGCCUGUGCUCUGUCUGGGCUCUUGCACUCAGCUGCCUGCUUUGAGGUCACUGUCGCUGGGCGAUACCAUCGCAGCCCCACACACACCCCAAGGCCAGAGGAGGCUUGUCUUGGUUAAACAGUGAACAUAUUCAAUGCAUCUCUGUCUGAGCUCUCUCUAGGCUGUCUCAGUG
Indicator indicator is the source of this 1885-nucleotide messenger RNA. It is a transcript of the gene FANCE, whose product is annotated as FA complementation group E. The transcript has 11 exons. Lineage: Eukaryota; Metazoa; Chordata; Aves; Piciformes; Indicatoridae. Bases 1 to 1635 code for a protein of 544 amino acids. Gene Ontology annotation, biological process: interstrand cross-link repair. Gene Ontology annotation, cellular component: Fanconi anaemia nuclear complex. The record is from RefSeq and is a predicted model, not a curated record.